CGCGCCUCGGACGAGUUAUGGCGGCGCUGGUGAGAGUGGUGCAUCGAGCUGGAGAACCUCAAUGGAUUACAUUAUGCAGUGGACUGAUACAAACAACAUUAGCUCAAACACAGUGGGGCAGGAUGCUUCAUGGCACUCUCCAGAGACACAAGAAUGGCCGAUCACAACUGACCAAAGUUUGCUGUGGGUUAAUACGAACCAUUGGUGCAGCAGAACAGCCAAGCAGGGCAUUUCAUCAGACAAAAAAGCUUCUUGCAACCAAAGAUUCAGUUCAGCCCUCUGAAGAGAAAGUGGGUGCUUUCACAAAGAUAAUAGAAGCAAUGGGUUUCACAGGACCGCUAAAAUAUAACAGAUGGAAAAUUAAAAUAGCAGCACUGCGCAUGUACACAUGCUGUGUGGAGAAAACAGAUUAUGAGGAGUUCUUUAACUCAUUUCAGAUGCCUGACACAUUGAAUUCAUGGUUUUUAGUAGCACAGCUUCAUGUCUGGAUGUGUUUAGUACGAAUGAAGCAAGAGGGUCGAGCGGGAAAAUACAUGUGUCGCUAUAUAGUUCAUUCUAUGUGGGAAGACGUUGAGCAACGUGGCAAGGUGAUGGGGAUUGAUUCUGUUGCCCUGAAAGAAAGUAUGAAGAACAUGACAGAAAACUUCUAUGCAGCAAUUUUUGGAUAUGAUGAGGGAAUCCUAUCAGAUGACCAUGUACUUGCAGCAGCCAUCUGGAGAAAUCUGUUUAAUAAACAGUGUGAUGAUCCAAGGCGUCUAGAAAUAAUGGUGGAAUAUAUACGCAAGCAGGUGCAGCACCUGGAUGCUAUCCCUGGAGAAGACCUGCUGCUGUCUGGAGAAGUUUCUUGGCGCCCCCUUGUGGAAAUGAAUGCCCAAAGCAUCGUCAAGCCAGCUGCUCCUAUGUACAAUGAUGAAGGACUCUGAAAUGUUUGCUGUUGACUGUGUCUUGAAGUCUGUAUUUGGAACAGGUGCUGGAAGUGGGACAUCUUAUGCUGUGGAGCUCCCAAGAAGGCAAAGAAUAAAUACAGUAUUUGCAAUUUGAAAGAAUGGUUAAAACUCCCUUAUGUGUACUGAUUUUCACCUUUAGCAAACCUGGAAAGCAUUCUACUUUUAGUAUUACAUCUGUGGUGAAAAAGCUGCUAGUUCAUUUAAAGAAUCCCUCACUGAUAUAUUAUCCAGUAAUUCCUGCACACUGGUUCUAAGAGGGAGCUUAUGUCUUUUGAGAGCAAAAUAGUUUACCAAAGUGACAUGACAAGCAAGCUUCCUUUUGCCUGGCAAGAGGGGAUCAGCUGCCUCAUGCCAUCAUUCUCUCUUCUCUGACACUGGGAGGCAUAAAUAUGGUUGUAACUGCUUGGAUGCUGCAUGAAGUUUUGUAUGAGUGUUCUCUCUCAAGGCAAGCAAGAUACCAGAAUGGCAAAGCCUGAAAAGAAAUGGGUGAGGGUUUCUGAAAGGAUGGCCUGCAAAUUCCCAUCUAACAUCAGACUGAAGGUUACAGACAGGAGAGCCGGGGAACCACUUCCUUGCUUACAUCUGUGGCCUGGGAGCAGAGAUGUUCAUUGACUCAAUAGGAAAGGCGGGGCUUGGGGCAACAGCUAGAAUCCACUGUUCAGCCAGCCACUGUUGUCUUCCUGCUGUGAAAGCUUUGCAGAAAGCUUUGCAGUAAGAGCAGCAUUUCCUGUUUGCUUUGUUCGAGUUAUCACCAUAUAAAAUAAUGGCUUAGGAUCCUAUCUGACUUAUACUUUGACCAGGUGUUGGUUUGCUGAACUUGUUUUUCAAAAUGGUACCUUUGUUCAGGAUCAUCCUUGUCUGUAUUACAUAUGGAAGGUUAGCCCAUUAUUCCAUUCUUGGAGGAAGAAUUUCCUUCAUCUCUCUUGUGGUCAAAAUCGUAAUUGGUGGUGGCGGGGGGAAGGGGGAUCUUUGUUUUCCUUGCCAUGUAAUGCCUUUGUUGAGAAACUGGGUAAUCGUU
Messenger RNA from Gekko japonicus, 1965 nucleotides. Its product is annotated as ubiquinol-cytochrome-c reductase complex assembly factor 1. The coding region runs from base 18 to 923 and encodes 301 amino acids. NCBI's taxonomy places the organism in Eukaryota, Metazoa, Chordata, Lepidosauria, Squamata, Gekkonidae. Gene Ontology annotation, cellular component: mitochondrion. The record is from RefSeq and is a predicted model, not a curated record. Gene Ontology annotation, biological process: mitochondrial respiratory chain complex III assembly. The transcript is spliced from 10 exons.